Messenger RNA from Trichomonas vaginalis G3, 3264 nucleotides. Its product is annotated as E3 ubiquitin-protein ligase trip12 family. Gene Ontology annotation, molecular function: ubiquitin protein ligase activity. NCBI's taxonomy places the organism in Eukaryota, Parabasalia, Trichomonadida, Trichomonadidae. The coding region runs from base 1 to 3264 and encodes 1087 amino acids. Gene Ontology annotation, biological process: proteasome-mediated ubiquitin-dependent protein catabolic process; protein polyubiquitination. The record is from RefSeq and is a predicted model, not a curated record. The transcript has a single exon.
AUGCGAAGAGUGAUUCAAGCCAAUCAAAUGGACCCUGAAUGGCUUGCAAUCAUCGAGCAAUUGAAAACAGAGCGACCUAUCCCAGCAUUGAAGCUCAUUGCCGAUAAAAUUCAAUUUACAGAGCAGCAAAUAGCCUAUCGACUGCCUUUUGAUGAAAUUUGCGCAAGGAUAGACGAUAUACUAUCACAACUAAAUAGAGUUGAUAUACUAGAACUUGCAACAGAGUGUGUUUUUAAAAUUGCUGAUUCAUUAGAUAACACAUACGAUUUAUAUUCUAAGACCAAGAUAUUCCAACACUUGAGAAACUUCAUAGAUCGUAAGCUAAGUUCCAAAAUUACUGAAAAUUGUCUCAGAACAUUCAUCACAAUUUCGAAAGUAAACCCAGAGGAGCUUUGCAAGACAGUGGGUAUUGAUCCUCUCAUCAAAGCAAUUAACGAGUGUAGCUUAAUUGAUCAAAAAGAUGCUUUUGUAGCCAUGGCGCGAAUGACUGAGAAAUAUGUUGACAAUAACAUGAUUUCGAACUUACAAGAUAUAGCACCUUUCUUCACAGAAUAUAAUUUACGAUUAGUUAUUCACGCAGUUAAAACUUUUCAUAAUAUUGUUUCCCGCUUGAAUAUUUCAACAGCUCCACCUAAAGUAAUCAAUCAGAUUGCAGUAAGCUUACUAGUUAUUACAGAUAUGAACUCAGAUAUUCUAUUACUCGAAGAUUUAAUAAAAUUAGUUCAAAUUCAUUCUCUUUUACAUGCUUUCGUUAUUAGUCCAAUAGAUUUCAAUGGUAUUAUAUCACAGGCGCAAUCUACAUCGCGAGAAGUCGAGUUAUAUACGAAAAUUGUUUCAUUGAUUAAUGUAACGCUCAAGCACUACUCAAAAGUCAAAGCAUCGAAGUCAACGAACAUCAUAUUGAGUUUUAUCAACAAAGCAUUCCCUGUUAUCAUAGACGUUUUACAAAAUCACCGAGGAUCAGCUAAAACAAGCCUAGAAUGCAUAAAAUACAUACUCAAACUCAAUCCAUCAGCCGAUAUAUCAUGUUUAUACGAGAGUUUUACUGGUUACGCCAUAGAUAAUGAAUUGGUCAAAAGUAUUUUGGACAUAGCAAACAAUGUACCCAACCAAAUGUCUCUUGCCAAGUCUCCAAUCCCAAGUAUACUCAUUGGAGCCAAAAAGAGGCUUUCUAACGACAAAGAUUUCGUAAAAAGGGUUGAUUUAAUACUUUCUAAGCUAGAUAGCAGCGGUUUCGCAACUUUGAAGGAAAUAAAUUCAAUUACUUCGUUCGAACAACUAUACGAUCUCUUGAUUACGCAAAACAUGCCAUUAUAUGACUUUGUGAAUACAGGAGGACUCGAAGCUGCCAAGGAAUUCUUAUAUACAUACCAAGGCCGUAUAGAUGUUGUUGGAGAGGAAUCUCUAAAGCAACUUGUUGAAGCAUCUCAUUCUAUUUUGAGUGGUUUUCCAGUUCCUCAUGACGAGGACAUACUCGGAUCGGAAAGGAAUGAUAAGUUCGAGUCAUUUUCCAUCAACGUUGAUAUAGAAAUGCCGAAUAUGGGGACUGAAAAUUUCAGAUUGGAAAUAACAAUAGAUUUCUCGGCCAUUGAGGCAUUUUAUAACCAGAGAAGACGUGGAGUCACUUUUGAUAUCAUGAAAAGAAGUUUUGACAGAAAUCCAAUUAUAUCUCGCCAUUUAAAGAGGAUUGAUGAAAAAAUACAGUACUCAAAGUUGGCAGUCCUCAAUAGAAUAGCAAAUACUCCAGAAUAUAAGCGCUGUUCCUUCAAAAUUGGAAAUUCAAUUUUUUCUGCUCGAGAUAACGUUUUCCAAUCCAUUUGUAAAGUAAUAAAAGACCCUAAACUACUCAAAGAAAAGUGUCCUCUCAUCAAAAUUAUCGAAGGAGACUCAAAUCCGGCACCUUUUGAUUUAUAUCAAGUUAGCAAGGUCCCGCAACAGAUUUUACCUACCUUUGAACUAUUAUCUAUUAUACACAGACUCCAUCCAACCCUUAAUUUAGUCUGCCAAGCUUUUUCGGAUCAUAUCGCUCCAUCAUUAGCUUCAAUUGCGAACACUGUUGGCGGAUUCAGUUCGGCCGGCAGCAUGAUGUACAAUUACCCGUAUUUAUUUGAUCUCAAACACCGUAUUUUGUUCUUUAAAGAGCUGGCAUUUGAUUUACCGGCCGGAUUCUACUCUAUGUACAUAGAAUUCAUAAAGCCAGAGGCCAGGAGAAGCGAGAAAGCCAUAAAAUACAACUGUCAGUUGAAUCGGGACAAUUUGGCCGCAGAAGGAGCAACGGUUUUGAACGCUUUCGCACCUUCCAUGGGCAUCCUAGAGGUCCAAUUCAUCGGCGAUGAGGGAAUGGGUUAUGGUCCGACCCAAGAAUUUUUCACAUUAUUCUCUCACGAGCUCUGCCGCACUUCUAGAGGUCUCUGGCGAACAAAUGACCCUCAAGCGGAGUUCGCCUUCUCACAGACAGGUCUCUAUCCAAGUCCGGCAGCUUCGAACGAAGAUUUACGGUUACUUGGCAUGUUUUGUGCGAAAGCCCUUCAAACACAGUUCAUUGUAGACCUUCCUUUAUCUCCUCAUUUCAUAAGAACCCUCAGAAACGAAGAUGUUACAGUCCAAGAUGUAGAUCCUCAACUUGCCAUCGCUUUGGAGAACCCAGAAGGACUUAUUGGCCUUGAUUUCACAUAUCCUGGUCUUUAUGACUUCCCAAUUUGUCCAAACGGCCAAAUGAUCGAAAUUAAUCAAGAAAAUGUGAAUGAUUACGUUUCCAAAAUCAGAGAUUUCACAUGUGGAAAGGUCAUGAAGACAAAAUGCCACUCUUUCAUUGAAGGAUUCAACCAAGUUCUCCAUUGGGAGCCAACAUGUGUCUUUACUCCAGAAGAAUUGAUUCAGAUAAUCACAGGAAGUUUCCAGAGGAUAACAAUACAGGAUUUGAUGAAUAACGUUGAAGUCGGAACAGGAUACAAGAAGGACUCCCCAGUUAUUACUAAUUUCUUCGAAGUGAUUGAAGAGAUGAAUGACGAAGACCAGAAACUAUUAAUCAGAUUCAUAACUGGAUCAGUGAAUCUUCCAAUUGGAGGAUUGGCUGGUUUGCAGCCGAAACUGACAGUUGCGGAGAGAGCUCCAGACAAAGGAGCGAACUACGACGACUGCCUUCCUUCUGUCAUGACUUGCUUCAACUACUUCAAACUGCCGAUGUAUUCUUCCAAAGAGAUUUUGAGGGAGAGAUUGAUGACUGCUGUGAGAGGCUGCCAGGGAUCAUUCGGCCUUUCUUAA